Talpa occidentalis (Iberian mole) is the source of this 1478-nucleotide messenger RNA. RefSeq names its product DNA polymerase gamma 2, accessory subunit (gene POLG2). The transcript has 8 exons. Bases 1 to 1440 code for a protein of 479 amino acids. Gene Ontology annotation, cellular component: cytoplasm; mitochondrion. Gene Ontology annotation, biological process: mitochondrial DNA replication. Lineage: Eukaryota; Metazoa; Chordata; Mammalia; Eulipotyphla; Talpidae. The record is from RefSeq and is a predicted model, not a curated record.
AUGCGCUGCGGGGCGGCGGCGGGCGCCUGCCGGAGGGGCUGCCGGCGCCUGUUUUCCGCCUUGGGGGGCCGAGUCCGUGGAGGGCCGCCGGCGCGGCUGACGUCAGCGAGCGGCGCCCGCGGAGCGCCGCCGGCGGGGAGCGCGCCGGGAGCGGCCCCCGAGCGCGGGGACGGCGGCGCGGCGCUGCUGGAGCUCUGCCGGCGCCGGCACUUCCUCGGCGGCGCGGGGCCGCCGCCCGGCCGGGACGCGCUCCUGCGCGGGCGCCACCCCGGCCUCGGGCCCCUGGGCGCCGAGCUGCGGCAGAACCUGGCGGCGGAGUGGUGGGCGGCGCUGGCGGCGCUGCGGGAGCAGCAGGUGCUGCGCGUGGACGCCCCGCUCCACCCGCCGGGCCCCGCGCGGCCGCGGGCCGGGGCCGCCAGGUCAGUCUCCGCGGAGGCGCUGCGCGAGGCCCUGCAGGACGGAGACCUGAGUAAGGACCAGCUAGUAGCGCGCCUUGAGAACGUGCUCAGAACUUCUGGGGAGCUGCGGGAGAACCUUCUUCACGGUGCCUUGUCCCACUAUGUUAAUUGUCUGGAUCUGGUAAACAAGAAGUUACCUUUUGGCCUUGCUCAGAUUGGGGUGUGUUUUCAUCCUGUUUCUGAAACGAAACAAACACCUGAUGGUGUUAAAAGACUCGGUGAGAAGACUGAAGCUUCACUGGUAUGGUUUACUUCAGCAAGAACUGCAAGCCAGUGGCUUGACUUCUGGUUACGUCAUCGACUCCUGUGGUGGAGAAAGUUUGCAGUGAGUCCAUCCAACUUCAGCAGCAGCGAUUGUCAGGAUGAAGAGGGACGAAAAGGAAACAAACUUUACUACAAUUUCCCUUGGGGAAAGGAGCCAAUAGAAACCCUCUGGAAUCUAGGAGAUCAUGAACUUUUACACAUGUAUCCUGGAAACGGGUCUAAGUUACACGGUCGAGAUGGACGAAAAAAUGUGGUUCCUUCUGUUUUGUCUGUAACUGGAGAUCUAGACCGAGGCAUGCUGGCUUACCUGUAUGAUUCUUUCCAGCUAACGGAGAACUCCUUCACGAGAAAGAAAAAUCUUCAUAGAAAGGUACUUAAACUUCAUCCUUGCUUGGCUCCUAUUAAAGUUGCUCUGGAUAUGGGAAGAGGCCCAGCAAUGGAGCUGAGACAGGUUUGUCAAGGAUUAUUUAAUGAAUUGCUAGAAAGUGGAAUUUCUGUGUGGCCUGGUUAUUUGGAAACCAUGCAGUCCUCAAUGGAACAGCUUUAUUCAAAAUACGAUGAAAUGAGUAUCCUCUUCACUAUUUUGAUCACUGAAGCUACUUUAGAAAAUGGAUUAAUAAAUCUGAGAAGUAGAGAUACCACCAUGAAGGAAAUGAUGCAUAUCUCCAAAGUGAAAGACUUUCUAGCCAAGUACAUAUCAUCAGCCAAGAAUGUAUAGAUUCUAAUAUUUGUAUAAUAAAUAUUCUCCUUUUCUAA